Molecule: messenger RNA, 3834 nt
Organism: Mastomys coucha (southern multimammate mouse)
Lineage: Eukaryota; Metazoa; Chordata; Mammalia; Rodentia; Muridae
Gene: Steap2
Product: STEAP2 metalloreductase
Exons: 6
Coding region: 714-2183 (489 amino acids)
Biological process (GO): copper ion import
Cellular component (GO): plasma membrane; endosome
Molecular function (GO): ferric-chelate reductase (NADPH) activity; cupric reductase (NADH) activity
Source: RefSeq, a predicted model, not a curated record
CCCUGUGCGUCACCGCCAGCCCUGCCUCCGCGCGCCUCCCCCUGUUCCACCUCCCCGACGCGGCGCGGCGCGGUCCGGCUCAGGGGCCGGAGGAGCGCGGGCGGGAGGAGCACUCCGUAGGCCCGGGAGAGCUCGGCCGGCCCUCGGCGAGGCGGGGGCACGGCGCGGCGCGGCGCUGCGAGCGUGGCCCGGAGAGGAGGGCGCGGAGGUGAGCGGGGUGGCCAGAGCUCCGGGGUGGCCGAUCUGGGGUCGCCGAGCAGCUGUGCGUGAGCUGCAUCCUUCCUCCUGGAUUCGGGGGAGCUUGGAGCUGGCCAGGUGGUGAGUGGGAGGGGUGCUAGAGGGCGUCCGUCGCACGCAUUCCGCCCCCUUAUCCCCCGGUGGUCCUCCCAGAGCUCUGGGAAGUCCUCGGGUCCGGGCCCAGCAGAAAGGAGGGAGGCCAGGAGAGACCUUGUCCCAGGUAGGAUGUGCCCGAGGAAAGGACCCGCAGGUUACUUUUGCCAGCCACUUUGGAUUGAUGCGGCACUUUUCACGGUCAGACAGCGCUGCUUGCCAAACAGGCCUUCCUCGCUACAUAUAGGCACUUCCACUGUCCAGCAGCAUCUGCUGCACUCUUUUAGAAAUGCAGCCCCCGGAGGCUCCCUCCAGACCUUCUGAGUGAGAAGCUACUUUUAAAUCCCCAGGACAUUCCUGGUGAUCUUAGAAGAAUCUCUGCCAUGGAAGCCAUCUCUAUGAUGGGAAGCCCUAAGAGCCUGGAGACAUUUUUGCCUAAUGGCAUAAAUGGUAUCAAAGACGCAAGGAAGGUCACCGUGGGGGUGAUAGGAAGUGGGGAUUUUGCCAAGUCUCUGACCAUUCGGCUUAUUAGGUGUGGCUAUCACGUGGUCAUAGGAAGCAGGAAUCCUAAGUUUGCGUCUGAAUUUUUCCCUCAUGUGGUAGAUGUCACCCACCAUGAAGAUGCUUUGACGAAAACAAAUAUAAUAUUCAUCGCUAUUCAUAGAGAACAUUACACUUCCCUGUGGGACCUGAGACAUCUGCUUGUGGGCAAAAUCCUCAUUGAUGUGAGCAACAACAUGAGAGUAAACCAGUACCCAGAAUCCAAUGCAGAGUACCUGGCUUCAUUAUUCCCGGAUUCCUUGAUUGUCAAAGGAUUUAAUGUGAUCUCAGCUUGGGCACUUCAGUUAGGUCCCAAGGACGCCAGCCGCCAGGUUUAUAUAUGCAGCAACAAUAUCCAAGCUCGACAGCAGGUUAUUGAGCUCGCCCGUCAGUUGAAUUUUAUUCCUGUUGACUUGGGAUCGUUAUCAUCAGCCAAGGAGAUUGAAAACUUACCCCUGCGACUGUUCACUCUCUGGAGGGGGCCAGUGGUAGUGGCCAUAAGCUUGGCCACAUUUUUCUUUCUUUAUUCCUUUGUCAGAGACGUGAUACAUCCCUAUGCCAGAAACCAGCAGAGUGACUUUUACAAGAUUCCAAUUGAGAUUGUGAACAAAACCUUGCCGAUAGUCGCCAUUACCCUGCUGUCCCUGGUGUACCUGGCGGGCCUCCUGGCGGCUGCAUAUCAGCUUUAUUAUGGCACUAAGUACCGUCGAUUUCCGCCUUGGUUGGACACCUGGUUACAGUGCAGGAAACAGCUGGGCUUGCUAAGCUUUUUCUUUGCUGUUGUCCACGUUGCCUACAGCCUCUGCUUACCAAUGAGGAGGUCAGAAAGAUACUUGUUUCUCAACAUGGCUUAUCAGCAGGUUCAUGCCAAUAUUGAAAAUGCUUGGAAUGAGGAAGAGGUUUGGAGGAUUGAAAUGUACAUCUCCUUCGGCAUCAUGAGCCUGGGCUUACUGUCCCUGCUGGCGGUCACUUCCAUCCCUUCAGUGAGCAACGCUUUAAACUGGAGGGAGUUCAGUUUCAUUCAGUCUACGCUUGGCUACGUCGCCCUGCUCAUCACGACCUUCCACGUGUUAAUUUAUGGAUGGAAGCGCGCAUUUGCAGAAGAGUACUACCGCUUUUACACCCCACCAAACUUCGUUCUUGCCCUUGUUUUACCCUCCAUUGUAAUUCUGGGUAAGAUGAUGUUACUCCUCCCGUGCAUAAGCCGAAAGCUAAAACGAAUUAAAAAGGGCUGGGAAAAGAGCCAGUCUCUAGAUGAAGGCAUGGGAGGAGCAGUUCCUCAUCUGUCCCCAGAGAGGGUCACAGUGAUGUGAUGACAAGAGGUGCUCACAGAAGCCACACACACUUCCAUUCACGCCCAUUACUUUAGGCCCUUGCUUCAGUCCCUGUCAGUGGACUGCCAAUUGGCAGCAGUCUGAAACCUGCAGUGAGAUUUCAGUGGAGGUAGAGAUUGGAUCCUUUUCAAGUUAAUUUUUAUAAAUGUCAUGUUUUUCCAACAUGCAAUUUUGUAGUCCACAUCUAUUGUUACAAUCUAGGAUUUUCCUUUGUGUGACUGUAACAUUGUUGUUCUUUUAACCAUAUUACAUAGCCAGGCACAAAUAUUUGUAGUUAAUAAUACAUAUGAAAUAUAACGUUUAGAACACUUGGCAAAACAGCAGAAUUAGAAGCUUUUAACAUUACUCAGUGAAUAUGCUUUUUCCCUGAGGCUAAAGAUUUUAAUUAUUAUCCAAUUUAAGGAGCAGAAAUGCAUAAUUAUAUAUUGAGAAGGGGCACAUCACAUUUACAUCUUGGGUAUACAGGAGCAAUCUUAUGCUCUCAUAAAAAUGGAAUGGGAAGAAUGUCAUCCAUUAUACACAGCAGUGUAUGUAAGCACGAAUUAAAGACAAACAGAAAAUUGUAUUUAACGUGUGCUGGAGACACAACAUACCAAUGCACAACUCAAGAGAGCUUUAGUCUCUAUCACAUUACAGAGCUGUUCCAUUUUCCUGUUUAUAUCAAUAAGGGGAAGGAUCCAGCAACACUUGACCUCCCAAGCUGGUACUCUCAAUACAGAACCAACCCCAGGAAUUGUGGACUUGUCCGUAAUUGUCACACAUCAGUCUGUAUUUGUUACUUUGGUUAGUCACCACCAUUCCUGUGUGGGAUUUUACCAACAUCCACUAAGGGCAUGUAGGAUGGUUCCAAAUGCUUACAACAAACCCAGGAAAUAGUUAUCUUCAUUUCCCAUAUGCAUAUGGAAAACUGAAGGACAGAGAGGUUAAAUUUGCCUAAGGUCACACAGUAGGCAGUCAUUCUAGGGAGGCAGAGCUUUAUAAACACCAGUAUACACAAUCCCUGCCCCAUCUCCACACACUACAUUCUCAAUUCCAGCCUAGAUGGUUCCUUUCUUGUAUAGUCAUUGGCAAUCCUUAGACUAUGUCGUGUGCAUCAAAGGAUGUCUAAAAGUAUCUUAAUCAUAAUUUUAUUAUUGCUUGUGGGUAGUCCAUAGUUGCCUGGAAACCCAUAGUAGCACAAAGUCUCCCCAUGCAGUGAAGGAAGGGCUGAGUAGGGAGAAGGUCCUAACAGUGUGGAUGAACUAGUGAGAUCCUGCAGCUCUUUAAAAAUUCCCGUAAGGUGGCCAUGCCCUUUGCUCCUCCUGAGAAGCCUUCCUCCCUUUACUACCAUUCAUUAGGAAGCCAUUUUAAGCACAAAAGAUAAUAGGACAAGUGGUUAAUUAUAAAUCUAUAUGAUUAUGUGUCUCUGGACACAUAAUCCACAAAAUCUGUCAGUGCUGGUCUUCCAUGUGUAAAUUGCAUUUUGUUCAAACCUUAGGAUAUACUACAUUUUCUCCAUUUGUUCUGUAUUUAUUAUAGUAAAAGUUCAAGACAAGAUGUAAUUGUGUGUAUUCUUCCUAAAAUUGUAUCGCCUCUAAAUUUACCUACUGACUUGAAUCCAACCAUCAGAAAUAAAAGGACUCUUAUUUUU